GUGUAAGCAUAGAGCCAGGGAGUCCCAGGACCCCGGUUUGUACAUUAUGGGACCUUGGAGAUGAAAGGUCACAUAGGAAAAGGAAAGGGGGGUCAGCAUCCCGGCCAACCCAGCAGGUUGGGGAGGGGGGGAAGAGGCCAGGGCCCCCUUUUUGCCCGGCCAGGAGGUUGGGCACGGUGGGAGGGGGCCUGCCCUACUUCUACCCCUUGGAGAGGUGGCCCAGAGUGGGAGGAGCCCCCAAGGUCAUUUCCGCAGUGGGGCAGCUAGAGCCGAGCCAGGAAAGAGACGGGCAGAGAGGCUGAAACCCGAGCCUCAGGGAAUCAAGCAGCCCUUUAGUCCUGCGCCCUUUAUUGGAGGGUUGGGCGAGAUCAGAGGUGAAGCGGGAAAGGGGGAGCUGGAGGGGGCCCUGCCUCCGAGCCGCGUGCACCCUCCGUCUGGCCCGGAGUUCGGGGCUGUCCUUGGGCCAGGAGCAGGUACAGGGGCUGACCUCCAGCUGGGGGGCGGGGGCGGGGCCUGCCUUCCGGAGUCUGCCAAUGAGCAGAGGCCUAGAAAAGGGAGCGCUGGGGAGCAGAGGAGCAGAGGUUCAGCGCGCCGGGGCUGCUGCAGAGAUGGGCGGAGUUCUGCGCUGGGGGCUCCUGGCCGCCGGCCUCAUCUCGCACGACUUCGCCACUGCCCUGAGGAGCCUGCCGCGGUCCGAGCAUCAGAUCGUGGCCGUGGCCGCCAGGGACCUCGACCGGGCUCAGGACUUCGCCAAAAGGCACGAGAUCCCCAAGAGCUACGGCUCCUAUGAGGAGCUGGUGCGGGACCCGGACGUGGACUUAGUGUACGUCGGCGCUCAGCAUCCGCAGCACCUGCGCGCUGUGCUGCUGGGCCUAGAGGCGGGAAAGCCGGUGCUGUGCGAAAAGCCUCUCGGGGUCACGGCCACCGAAGUCCGCGAGAUGGUGGCAGCCGCGAGGGCCCGUGGCCUUUUCCUGAUGGAGGCCAUCUGGACCCGGUUUUUUCCCGCCACCGAGGCGCUGCGGGCUCUGCUGUCCCAGGGCACCCUCGGGGAGGUGCGGCUGGUCCACGCGCACUUCGGUUGGGAUUGCAGCGAUUUCCCGCGCGCCACCGACUGGGCCCAGGCCGGGGGCGGGCUGCUGGACCUGGGCAUCUACUGCGUCCAGUUCAUCUCCAUGGUGGGCGGGGGUCGGCGGCCUGAGAUCCACGCCGUGGGGCUGCUCCACGAGAAGGGCGUGGAUGACACGGUGACAGUCACCCUCCGGUACCCGGGCGGGCUGCAGGCCAGCUUCAGCUGCAGCAUCUCCACCGAACUGUCCAACUCGCUCACGGUGUUCGGAACCAAGGGCACGGCCCAGAUCCCGGCCCACAUGUGGUGCCCCACGGAGCUGGUCGUGAACGGGAAGCGCACCGAGUUCCCGCUGCCCGCGGUUCCGGCCACGGAGAAGUUAAACUUCCUCAAUUCCAUGGGCAUGGUCUUCGAGGCCCGGCACGUGCGGCAGUGUCUGCUGCAGGGCCUGAAGGAGAGCCCGCUAAUGCCCCUGGCCGAGAGCGAGCUGCUGGCGGACAUCCUGGAGGAGAGCAGGAGGCAGAUCGGGCUCCAGUUCCCCCAGGACGGAGCCCGAGCUUCCAAGCCACUGGCCAGUUAGCGGUCACCCCCUGCAUCCUCUUCAGCUUGCCGCUCAAGGCGCCCCCCGGUGGUGGAGGUCCAGAACGCCAGCCCUAGCUUCCCCCGGGCUGAGCCCUCAGGGGAAUUGGGGUCACUUGCCAGGAGCCCGGGCCCGCCCCCUCCCCCCCCCCAGGUGUUUCGGAAUAAAGAGACUCCCGCUGCA
This is a messenger RNA of Antechinus flavipes (yellow-footed antechinus), 1829 nucleotides long. RefSeq names its product dihydrodiol dehydrogenase (gene DHDH). Gene Ontology annotation, molecular function: nucleotide binding; D-xylose 1-dehydrogenase (NADP+) activity. The record is from RefSeq and is a predicted model, not a curated record. Gene Ontology annotation, biological process: D-xylose catabolic process. Lineage: Eukaryota; Metazoa; Chordata; Mammalia; Dasyuromorphia; Dasyuridae.